Molecule: messenger RNA, 3344 nt
Organism: Schistocerca gregaria
Lineage: Eukaryota; Metazoa; Arthropoda; Insecta; Orthoptera; Acrididae
Product: UDP-glycosyltransferase UGT5-like
Exons: 6
Coding region: 279-1865 (528 amino acids)
Molecular function (GO): UDP-glycosyltransferase activity
Source: RefSeq, a predicted model, not a curated record
AGUCGGCAGAAUGAGCUGGGCAGAAGAGACACUGGCUGUAGGUGUGAAGUGAGCGCUAAUUGGCCGAUCUCCCGCGCUAGCGACACGAUUGGUCAGGUACUUUCCGUCCCAACACUUCCUGCUCAUGCGCAUGCGACCCUGAGGCAUACCGGCACACACAGAUAUCUGUAACUGAUACACUGGGCGACUGAAGCAGCGCCGUGCAAUACCAAAGUACACGCGUUCAGUUGCUGACGGCGUGUUAGCUGCGCUUGGAUUCAGUCGGCAAGACCUGACAAAUGAAGACGGCGCUGGUGACGCUGGCGGCUGUGCUGUGCCUGUGGGUGCAGCCCUCCGGCUGCGCCAGCAUCCUGGCCAUCUUCCCUCUGGGCGGCAUGAGUCACUGGCAGGUGUUCCGCGGACUGCUGGUGGAGCUCUCCAGGAGGGGCCACCGGCUCACCGUGGUGACGCCCUUCCAGCAGGAGGGCGACCCCUGGAACCACGUCCAGACCAAGGCCAGCCUAGGAGGUGGAGGAGGAGGAGGAGGCGGCGGUCGAGGAGUAAAUUUCUUGGAUUUUGGCAAGCUUUCACACCAACAGCAGUUCCUUCUCAUGUUCAAGAUAGGAGAGCAAUUUUGUCAAGAGUUAAUGGAAGAUGAAGGUGUGCAAAGCCUUAUUAAUACACAAGAUGAGAAGUUUGAGCUCCUGAUAAUUGAAGCUUUUUUCCAUGACUGCCUACUUGCUUUUGCACACAAGUUCAAAACUCCCAUUGUUGGAGCAUGUGCUACUGGAGCCGGUGCUACAUGGACACAUGCCAUGGUGGGGAACCCCUACCCUCUGUCCUACCUCCCUGAAAUAGGGGUUGCCUACACAACCAAUAUGAACCUCUUCCAGCGGACAUACAACAUUUUUUCUGCUCUCACUUUCAACGCUUAUCGCCAUUACUUUUACCUUCCAGCUCUGGACCAAAUGGUCCAGAAGUACUUCAAGGAUCCCAAUAUACCUCCUUUGGCAAAACUGGAGAGUAAUACUUCUCUCAUGCUACUUAACAGUCAUUUCAGCUUUGACUACUCCAGGCCCUUAGUACCAAAUAUUAUAGAAAUAGCAGGCAUGCACAUUAAGACACCAAAAAAACUUCCAGAGGAUCUGCAGAUAUUUAUGGACACUGCAACAGAUGGUGUCAUAUACUUCAGCAUGGGGAGCAAUAUCAAAAGCACAGACUUCCCAGAAGAAAUGAGGAAUAUGUUCCUCAAGGUAUUCUCCAAGCUGAAACAAAAAGUUCUAUGGAAACUUGAGACAGAAUCUCUGCCAAAUCAACCUGCUAAUGUGAAGAUUAGCAAAUGGUUGCCACAGAGUGACAUUCUCGCUCACAGAAAUUUGAAGUUCUUUAUCACUCAUGGAGGAAUGAUGAGUGUUCAAGAAGCCCUUCACUUUGCUGUCCCACUUCUUGGAGUUCCUAUAUAUGGUGAUCAAGAACCAAACUUGUUGAAAGUGCAAAGUCUUGGAUAUGGCAUUAUGCUUCUGCUUAAUAACAUCACUGAAAAAUCAUUUCAAUGGGCAGUAAAUGAACUACUUCUGAAUCCAAGAUAUGUAGAGAACGCGAGAAAGUAUUCCAAACUCUUCCAUGACCGUCCACAAAAACCCCUGGAUGCAGCUGUCUACUGGACAGAAUAUGUUUUACGUCACAAGGGAGCCUACCACAUGAGGUCGGGGGCACUGGAUCUGACAUGGUACCAAUACUUCCUACUAGAUGUCAUCUUCUUCCUACUGGUUUGCAUUUUAAUUGCAUUACUGAUAAUGACAAUAACAAUAAAAUAUAGUGUUAAGUACAUCUUUGGUACCAAACAUUCAGCUCCUGAGAAGAAGAAAAGUGCAAAAAAUGACUAGGUUUUUGACAUUUAAAGAAAAAUAUUGAGGAUUUUUUGGCAGUAAGACUACAUAUAAAAUAAUUUAUGUUUGACUGGCAUUUUCAAUGACCAACAACAUCACAUAUCUAACAAAUUUUACAAAUCUGUGAUAAUUUGAAUGAAAAAUGUGUACACUUGUGCUAACUACUGAACAUUGUGCUUUACAUAUUACUAUGAUAGCAUUCUAUCACUUGGUAUAAAAUUUUGAAUUUCAUAAUAUGAACUGCAGAAGGCAUAUGUAAUUACCUAGUUAUGAUUGUCUGAUUAUUUAAAAAAGGCUUUAAUGCACUUAUUACUUUCCUGUGUAUUUUAUUUACCAUAUGUCCAGUCAUGCCACACUGAUUGCCCACAUGUAAGGUAUGCAUACAUAAUUAACAGCAAAUAUGAGAAGAAUAGAUUUUAGCUUAUGACACUGAGGAGGUGUUGACAGCUGCCAAAGAAAGAAAGACUGCUAGAUGUUAUUAACUAUUAGAUUGAGAUGUAGACCAAACAAAACAUGCAUACAUUCACACACCCAUAACACACAUGCAUGGCUGCAGUCAUCUCCAGGCACUAAGGCCCGACAGCCAAUGCGUCUAUGAUCAGCAGCGAUCUGUGCUGGGGGAGAGGGGGGAGGGGGGUUUACAGAAGAGGUGUGGGAUGUGAAGGGGGAGGAUAGCAGGGUUGGGGUGGGGGAAGAUGCUGUAGUGCUGCCUGUGAGGAUGCGCUGGAAUGUGGUAGGCACAAGAUGGUGGACUGCUGGAUGCAGCAUCGGAAAUCUAUACUGGAUUCCAGAUGAUGAGCAGUGGUGAUGGGGGAAGGGGGGGGUGGGGGUGGAGAGAAGUAUAGAAGGUUAAAGCACUCUGAUAGUGUGGGUAGGGCUGGAGCAGUAGCAGGGAAGGAAGCAGGUGGAGAACAGUGUAAUGGAACUGUUCAGUAUACCUCUCUUUUUCUCCACUGUUGAAGAACCCGAUGCAUUAUAAUCCACAACAUGAUCCGAAGAGAUUAAAACUGCAUAUUGUGUAGUUUAUAUUAUUUUUUAUAAAUGUUCAUUGGAGAGGCAUAAUGGUUACAUAAAAUUUAUUGUUUUACGAGAAACAUGAUUAUUAUAGUUAUUUCUAAUGAGCUUUUCAGAGUUGUUCAUUUGUGAAGUAUAUAAUAUUUAGAUUUAGUAUUAUAAUCAUACUUAUUGUUUUCUGUAAUAAAUAGAAGACCGUAUUUCUUUUCGUUUUCAUGGAAUAUAAACCAAAUCCUAAUUCUUUGGUCAAGAAUAUCAGUUCUAUUGACCAUAAAAUGGAUAGAUCUCUGUCCUUGAACAAAUGGAGCAUUUGAUGCAUUUUGGCAGGAGACAGUUGAGAUGUAGUUGUAGAACCAUUUCCUGUUGCGAGAUGUAACAGUUGGAAGUUAGCAGUUCUUGUCAAGACCUGACUUAAUUUGUGAAAACUGUACAAUAUGAAAUAAAAUAACUUUCAAGUGACAA